AACAAUUUCAUUAAAAAGGCUUAAGAGAAAAAUUCUCAAUUCCAACAAAUAUCUCUGAGAUUUUUGGAAAAUCAGAAUCGUUGUUUCGAGGGAAGAUGCAAGGAGGUGGUAGAGAUCCUUUUGGUGGUGGUUUUGGCGGUCCUUUUGGGGGUUUUGGAGGCGGCCCUUUUGGUGGAUUUGGAGGCGGUUCCUUUGGUGGUUUUGGUGGCCUUAAUGGUCCUCCAAAUUUGAUGGCUAAUUUUUUCGGAGGAAGAGAUCCGUUUGAUGACCCUUUUUUCACUCAGCCUUUUGGUGGUGGCAUGUUUCAGUCCAACUUCUUUGGUCCUAGCAUGAAUCCUUUUGCAGAAAUGCGUCGUUUGCCCCCGGGUUUUAUUGAGAAUAAUCAGCCACCAGGACCGAGUAGGCAGGCGAGUAGGUCACGUGGACCGGUUAUUGAAGAGAUUGAAUCAGAUGAUGAGAAAGAAGGAGAUAAAGAGAAGAAAGGAAGUCUAGGGAAACAUGGCAGGUCAAGCAGUGAGGUUGAAGCUGAAGAUGCUAGAGUGGAAGAGAGAAGGAACCGGCAAAUGCAAAACAUGAAUUGGCAACCUCAAACAGGUAGUUAUAGUUUUCAGAGCUCGACUGUUACAUACGGUGGUCAGAACGGCAACUACUAUACUUCAUCGAAAACCAGAAGGACAGGAAGUGAUGGGUUAACUCUUGAAGAAAGCAGAGAAGCCAACACUGCAACGCGCGAAGCAGCGCACAUGAUUUCAAGAGGCCUUCAUAACAAGGGCCACACUGUUGCGCGUAAACUUAACUCAGAUGGCUGUGUUGAUACAACACAGACCUUACACAAUUUAAAUGAAGAUGAAUUGGCCAACUUUGAACAGUCUUGGAAUGGAAAUGCUAGAAGGCAGAUGCAAUUACCCGGUCGGUCUGGUUCCUUUGGAAGUGGUCUUGUAAACAGAGAGCAACCAAUGUUACUUCCCUCGACUGAUCCAAGUCCUUCUCAUGCACGAGCAGAAUCAUCCAGAAGACCAAAAGCUGCAAUGAAUGUAAGAGGACAUGGUAGAAACUAACCUCCGACUAUAUGUAUGGUUUCUAAAAUCUUUAGUGAAUGUAACCAAAGACUAAUUACUUUACUUAGGUUGCAUCAUUAUUGUAACUGUAUGAUGAAUUUGAGGAUUUUAAAUACUGCUCUUUAAUGAUAAAUAUAUAUUUGCUAUAUUUAUCAAUUCUUUAGCUGCUUAUAAUCUAAAAGGGUUAUCUUUAAGUUUUGCAAAAUUCAUAGAUAUAGUUAUGAUUGUGUACUUGAUCGACAUAAAUUUUAUGGCUGAUU
Arabidopsis arenosa is the source of this 1318-nucleotide messenger RNA. The record is from the annotation of a GenBank genome assembly. NCBI's taxonomy places the organism in Eukaryota, Viridiplantae, Streptophyta, Magnoliopsida, Brassicales, Brassicaceae.